This is a messenger RNA of Ceratosolen solmsi marchali, 3984 nucleotides long. RefSeq names its product small wing phospholipase C gamma 1 (gene sl). Gene Ontology annotation, molecular function: calcium ion binding; phosphatidylinositol-4,5-bisphosphate phospholipase C activity; protein binding. NCBI's taxonomy places the organism in Eukaryota, Metazoa, Arthropoda, Insecta, Hymenoptera, Agaonidae. The record is from RefSeq and is a predicted model, not a curated record. The transcript is spliced from 17 exons. Gene Ontology annotation, cellular component: ruffle membrane. Gene Ontology annotation, biological process: release of sequestered calcium ion into cytosol; phosphatidylinositol metabolic process; phosphatidylinositol-mediated signaling. Bases 139 to 3798 code for a protein of 1219 amino acids.
UAAUGAAAAGCCAUGACACUAGGGAGGGUAAAGAGAAUUUGCCCCGCCCGCAUUGCACCGACGCUAGAGCAUCGAUUUGAAGAGAGUCCAUACGCUUUCUAAUAUUCAAUUCAAUAAAUUAUAAAAGUAAUCAUCAAAAUGAGUGGAAUAAUUCUUGAAAUGGAGCAGAUUAUUAGUCAGCUUGAAAGAGGAACCGUAGUCACUAGAUUCUAUCCAAGAAAGAGACCGGAGAAAAAAACUUUAAUGAUACGCCGAGAAACUAGGCAAAUUGUUUCAGCAAAAAGCAACACAUCCAGACCUUUCGAUGGAUUAGUAGAUAUACGAGAAGUUAAAGAAAUAAGAAUAGGUAAGAAUUCAAAAGAAUUUGAAAAAUGGCCCGAGGAUGCUAAGAAAAUAGACAAUCUACGAUGUUUUGUAGUAUAUUAUGGCUCGGAAUUUAGACUUAAAAGUCUUUCAAUUUCAGCUCUAAGCGAAAAAGAAUGUGAAUUAUGGGUUAAAGGUCUUCGGCAUUUAGUUCAAGACACAAUAUAUGCUCCAUAUCCUUUACAAGUCGAGCGAUGGUUGAGAAAGGAAUUUUAUGCAAUGGAAAAUUCUCGAGAAAUGAUUACUUUGAAAGAUGUUAAGGCAUUUUUACCAAGAAUAAAUUGUAAAAUAGUAACAAACAAGCUUAGAGAAGUAUUCCAAGAGGUAGAUACAAAAAAUAGAACUGAAAUAGGAUUUGAUGACUUUGUAAUACUUUAUCAUAAGCUAAUGUUUGAUUCAAAUAACUUAGCGGAUUGGACAAAAUUAUUAAGGUAUUCAAAGUGUGGAAUGACAGUUACAUUACAGGAAUUUCAAAAUUUUUUAUUAACAGAGCAACAAGACUUUUCUGGACAUAAUGGAUUAGAAGUUUCUCAGUUUAUUCGUGAAUAUCUUCAAGAUCCUCAAAGAGACGUUCAAAAUCCAUAUUUUCACUUUUCAGAAUUUAUUGAUUUCUUAUUUUCAAAGCAAAAUGAAAUAUGGGAUAAUAAAUAUGAUCAAGUCUUCCAUGACAUGACAAGACCAAUGUCCCAUUACUGGAUCGCUUCAUCGCAUAAUACUUAUCUAAUGGGCGACCAAAUAAGUAGCGAAAGUAGUUGCCAAGCGUACGUUCGGGCUUUAAGAAAUGGAUGUAGAUGUAUAGAAUUAGAUUGUUGGGAUGGACCAGACGGAAUGCCUUUCAUAUUUCAUGGACAUACUUUAACGACGAAAAUAAAAUUUUUAGAUGUAAUUAAAACAAUUAAGGAACACGCUUUUGUCACUUCAAUAUAUCCUGUGAUCCUCUCUAUAGAAGACAACUGCACGCUGCCCCAGCAGCGAAAAAUGGCUGUAGCUAUGCAAGAAGUCUUUGGUGAUAUGCUAUUGAUCCAGCCAAUCGAUAAAAACGAGACUACCCUGCCUUCUCCUUAUUCCUUGCGUAGGAAAAUUUUAUUGAAGCAUAAGAAACUGCCGGAUGGCGUGGAUGAGAGCUCGUUCGUUGUGCGUAACGACGAAAGCAGGCAAGAGAUGGAUCUAAGAAAUACAAUAAAAAACGGGAUACUGUAUCUCGAGGACCCUAUCGACAGGGAAUGGAAUCCACACUUCUUCGUUCUUACGCAGCAAAAGCUUAUUUAUACAGAUACAUUUUCGAGGACGCAAGAGACAGAACUCGAAGAUGACGAUGAAACUACAAUAAGACCGCCAGGAGAUGGAGUUCCAAACGAUGAAUUACAUUUUGGAGAAAUGUGGUUUCAUGGUAAAUUAGCCAAUGGCAGAGAAGAAGCGGAGGAGCUUUUACGAAGAUAUUCUCAUUUAGGUGAUGGAACAUUUCUCGUUAGACAGUGCGUAACAUUUGUUGGAGAUUAUUGCUUAUCGUUUUGGAGAAAAGGAAAAGUCAAUCAUUGUCGAAUAAAAUUGAAGCAAGAAAUGAAUCAAACGCAAUUUUAUUUAAUAGACACACAUUACUUCGAUAGUUUAUACAGUCUUAUUACAUACUACCGUAAUAAUCCUUUAAAGAGUCAGGAAUUUUUAAUUACAUUGAAAGAACCAGUGCCGCAACCAAGCAAACACGAGGAAAAAGAAUGGUGGCAUCCAGACUAUUCCAGGACACUCGCUGAGGAAAUGUUGAAAAGAAUACCUACGGAUGGAGCAUUCUUAGUAAGACCAAUUGAAAAGGAGAAUAAUUCUUAUGCCAUCUCAUUUAGGGCAGAGAAUAUAAUAAAACAUUGUCGAAUUAAGCUUGAAGGAAGAUUAUACACGAUAGGUACUUUUCAAUUUGAAAGCUUAGUCGAUUUAGUUAAUUAUUAUGAGCGCCAUCCUCUAUAUAAAAAAAUUAAAUUGAGUUAUCCAGUUAAUCAAGAGAUCGUUCGACAAAGAGGUCUGGAUGUUAGUGAUGGCCUAGUAUAUGGAAUUCCAGGUUAUAUGGAUCCAACAAGUUUUGUUUCAAAAGUAACCGUUAAAGCGGUAUAUGAUUAUAAAGCUGGAAGAUACGAUGAAUUAACUUUAGUCAAACAUGCUAUAAUUACGAAUGUAAAUAAACAAAAUGGUGGUUGGUGGAGAGGCGAUUAUGGUGGUAAGAAGCAGCACUGGUUCCCUGCCAAUUAUGUUGAUGAAAUUGAACAAGAUAGUCAGACGGAUUCAUCCGAUUCAAUGCUUCUUGGAAAUUUACAAAAAGGAUCACUAGACAUAAUAGGUGCGGUAGUUGAAUUAACAAUGUCAGAAAGACCUGGUCUUGAAUGGAUUCUGCGAAUACAAAAUCCAAGUACGUGCUCUGUUUUUGAAGCAGCGGCACCAUCCAAAGAUACGGCACUCGAAUGGAUACAAAUAAUUCAUGAAACUGGACAAAAUGCUAGCGCCCGGGAAAAUCAGCACAAGGAAAUGGAGAGAGCUUGGAGAAUAGCGAAGGAAAUGUCGAAUCUAAUAGUCUAUUUCAGAUCGGUUGCUUUUAACUUGGAGCGACUGCGACUUAAGGGUUUCGUUUAUAAUGAAAUGAGCAGUUUUCCCGAAAUUAAAGCGGAAAAACUUAUGUGCCAACAAGAAAAUAAGUUUUUUCUCCGAUAUCAUCAAGUGCAAUUUAGCCGAGUAUAUCCCAAAGGUCAGCGCAUCGACUCGUCAAAUUAUAAUCCAGUACCCAUGUGGAAUUCAGGAUGUCAGAUGGUGGCAUUGAAUUACCAAACGGGAGAUAAGCCAAUGCAAUUUAACCAAGCAAAGUUUCGCGAGAACGGCAAUUGCGGUUACCUCUUAAAGCCAGAUUUGAUAUUCCAUGAAGAUUUCAAUCCGUAUGAUAGGAAUUCGGUCACCGAGGUCGAAAGUCUUAAAAUUAGAAUACUGGUUAUAGGUGCUAGGCAUUUGAGUAAAGCGGGCAGAGGUACUGUCAGUCCAUUCGUGCAAAUAGAAGUCGCGGGUACUAAUUAUGACAGCGGAUUAAAAUUGACGACAAAACUGAUAGCCGAUAAUGGUUUUAAUCCAAUAUGGAACGAGUCUUGUGAAUUCCAAGUGACAAAUCCAAAUUUAGCUUUUCUUCGAUUUGUUGUACUAGACGAAGAUAUGUUUGGUGAUAGCAAUUUUAUUGGUCAAGCAACUUAUCCUAUUCAUUGUUUAAGAACUGGUUAUAGGAGCGUUCCUCUGAAAAACAGUUAUAGCGAAGAUCUUGAAUUAGCAUCUCUUUUAGUGCAUGUUAAAAUCGUUAGUUCAUGUGAAUCAGUGCGUAACAAUACUCAGAAACACGAUGGUCGAUCGAGCAUUCUAAACUCUCGAGUAAUAUAUAGAGAGGCGCAAAAUGCUGGUAAAUUCCAUCUUUAAUAAAUGAGCCUUGAUACAACUUGACUUUCUGAUAUCUUUAGUGGUAUAUUUGCGCCCAGUUACAAACCAGUAUAUCGGCAUUUAACAAUAAUCAUCAAUUUGUAAUAAAGUAACAUUGUUUGUAUUGCAAUGUACGUUUCUCUUUAUAGAAUUUCAUUUGCGUAGAGAUAAUAUUCUCUCAUAUUG